Owenia fusiformis is the source of this 2297-nucleotide messenger RNA. The record is from the annotation of a GenBank genome assembly. NCBI's taxonomy places the organism in Eukaryota, Metazoa, Annelida, Polychaeta, Sabellida, Oweniidae.
UUUUUAUCAAAUAUUGAUCUUUUGCAGUAUCUCACUAUUACGGCGUAGUAGUCAAUCAACUCAGUCUGGAGUUUAAAGCCCGGCAUAUCAUCUUCAUGUUACGGCAAUAUACGAUGCCACUGACGUCGUUUUAGGUUAUUUUAGGAUAAUCUUUUACGUCAUUAGUUUUGCUAUAACGGCUACAGUAGACUCCUUAUCGAAAUAUUGAUUGAGCAUCUUUUAAUAUGAAUGUCUGAGAAUCAAGUUCUAAUAGAUAACUGAUGUACUAGAGGAGGUCGUAAGCGAUUCUUGCGUGCCGUCUUGAUCAUAUGCGGAAGGGAGUACCGUUGAAUGACACCUCGUGUCUUUGAAUCGUGCAUUCAGACUUGAUAAAUGGAUUUAUCUUCGGAUUGGAAUUACUGGGAAAUCGUAUUUAUUUUCGAUGGAACGCUGGUUAAAAAGAGUGAGGUCGUGCGGAGUAUCUGGGCAUGGCUUGAUCAAUAAAUAAUACCCUGCUUUGCAGAGAUCGAGAUUACUUAAUACUGAGACCUAUAAAGCGAGUAUUAUGUUCAUUACUGGCUAGAAUUAUGAACGUAAACGACAAAAACAAAGCAGAAUGCUGUUUUAAUCACAUUCUUCCCAGACGCAUCAGAAAUUGCUUCGGAAUAAGAGCACCUAGUGUCAAAUGGUCAUAAGUACAUCACACAGAGCCCCGCAGAGUAUUUGUAAUAUAAAACCGGCGCACGAUCGCGCUUCAUUGUGACAUAUCUGUCUCAUUACGUCUCUAAAACGGACAAAGGACACGGAAAUCAAUGUCUUAAUGAUGAAGAUUACUUGCAAUAUGGGAUGAUGGAUGUCUAUACCUGUAUCUUAUUUGGAUUGUUCUAGACCAGUUCACUUGCAACAGGAUAAUAUUGUAGUGGAUAUAGAAUUGGGGUUGUAGCCAUGGUCUCAAAAUAGGAAGAAGUGAUUCGAGAAUUAGUAUCUCUCGCCCAGAAGGGAAAACAGAACUAUGAAAUGGCCUGCUCGACUAGAAGCCUUCUGGCGUGCAAAGACUAAUUUAAGACUCUCGGAUGAUAGUAAACCAUACGUCCACCUGUUCGUGUGUAUAUAUAUAGGAAUAGCCAUAGUUUAUAUUCAUCAAUUUCAUUACCCUGUAUAUCUGACAGUUAGUUUCCCAAAGCUUCGUAUAUCUAAAGAUGAAAUGGAAUAUCUAGUGGCGACAUCUAAUGGUCAGACAAUUUGCCCACCGGAACCUCCUGAUUUAGAAGGUCCAUUCCCUGUCGAUAUACAUACAGUCUCGAAUCAAGAAGAACUCUCGCGAGAAUUAAACCACGUGGAAAAAGGCGGGACCUUUAAACCACGUAACUGCAAAGCGGCCCAACGAUUGGCUGUAAUCAUUCCACUUCGAGAUAGAGCUGACCAGCUGAUGAUUCUGCUGAAAUAUCUACACAAAAUAUUAAAAAGCCAACAAAGAGAUUAUCAAAUUUUUGUAGCUGAACAGACGCCUGGAUCUACUUGGAACAAAGGGCGACUGUACAAUAAAGCAGUAGACACCAUUAUAAAGAUGUCACCGGAAUUCUCAUGCUUCAUUUUCCAUGACGUUGACCUCAUUCCAGAGAAUGAUAGGAACAUAUAUGAGUGUAGCACCGAAAAUCCUAUUCACAUGUCUGUGGCAAUAAAUAUAUACAGAUAUAUGUUAAUGUACAAAGGACUGGUAGGGGGCUGCCUUGCUGUAUCGAGAGAGCAGUACAUUCGCUUCAAUGGUUAUUCCAAUGAAUUCUGGGGAUGGGGCGGCGAGGACGACGAUCUCUUUUUGAGGAUCAACGAGGCUGGGUAUAUUAUACAAAGACCUUCUAGUAAUAUAGGGAGAUAUAAGAUGAUACGUCAUCUUGGGAACCCCGUUGUCAAUGAUAUGAGAUAUGAAUUAGUAAGUAAUAGGGCAGCGUCAAUACAUGGAGGACUAGACAGUUUACAGGAUAUUGACUGUCGUCUGAUAGAGUCACGUGAUGACAAACUCUACACUACAUUGCUCAUAGACGUUGGCACAAAAUCGAAAAAGGUGUCUCAAUUAGAAUCGGCUGCAUUGUCUAGGAGUUGGUUUAAAUCUCUUUGGGAAUUUGUGCGGACAGUUAAUGACAAUGAACAGAAGGAGCUAUAUAAAUAGGAAAGAUCAGCCGACAAUUCCAAUCCAGUCAAUACGUACAACCGUUUCCAUGUUUGAUUUUAUAUUGAAUACUGUUUGUUAAACGUUUUUGAACACUGUUAUGCUAACGUAUGUUUUAUUAUUGAAUUGCAUGAUUUUUAUACAUUUUACU